This is a messenger RNA of Fusarium odoratissimum NRRL 54006, 552 nucleotides long. RefSeq lists its product as uncharacterized. Bases 1 to 552 code for a protein of 183 amino acids. The record is from RefSeq and is a predicted model, not a curated record. The transcript has a single exon. NCBI's taxonomy places the organism in Eukaryota, Fungi, Ascomycota, Sordariomycetes, Hypocreales, Nectriaceae.
AUGCCGACCAUCUCAUCAGCAUGCAGCGCGGACCUUGCCACGACUUUUACUUCCUCUAAAUGGCCGAGUUUGAUCUCUACUUCGUGCGGAUCAUCUCCCCACGGGAGUAGCCAAGACCAGGCGAUCGACCUGGAUACAUGGCGACCGCACCCGUCAGUGCGAGACUCCAAAUCUUUCACUCCAGAUAUCAAGUUGGAGGAGAUCCCACCAAAUGUUGACGAACACGCUCCACCGGACGCGCAGGGCCGGUACCUCAUCAAGGACGAAGAGGGUGAGUUCCCCUGCACUCAAGCCAUUGCCAACACUAUUCUCAACGAGUGGCGACGGCAAAAUGGCCGAGCGGAAGUCAUCCCUUCAUACCUCGUGGGGGCCAAUGAACCCGCUCACAAAGUCAGAUUCUUGGGUGAUGAGCACCCGCCUGAGGCUGGACCCUCCAACUUCAAAGUCGACGACCUACCUCCGCUGAUCGGUCGUUCGUGUUUCUCCCUUGGAAUCCGCUGGAAGUUCCUGAACCUCGAGGGGCGCACAUACUGGCAGCCCAGCGACCCUUAG